This is a messenger RNA of Penicillium subrubescens, 1725 nucleotides long. Its product is annotated as acetyl-CoA synthetase-like protein. Lineage: Eukaryota; Fungi; Ascomycota; Eurotiomycetes; Eurotiales; Aspergillaceae. The coding region runs from base 1 to 1725 and encodes 574 amino acids. The record is from RefSeq and is a predicted model, not a curated record. Gene Ontology annotation, molecular function: medium-chain fatty acid-CoA ligase activity. Gene Ontology annotation, biological process: fatty acid metabolic process. The transcript has 5 exons.
AUGGACCCCAAUCUUGCAAUAGUCCACGGCCCCAAAGAGCCCGCCUUGUGGACGAAAACACUCGGGAAUUUUAUUGAUGAGCAAGCCGCUUCGUUCGGCGAGCGACCCUGUGUCAUAUUUCCAUGGCAAUCCGUACGACUGUCAUAUGGCCAACUGGCCGAUCGCAGCAAGGUGCUUGCCAAAGCCAUGCUUGAGAUGGGUCUUCGGCAUGGAGACUGCGUUGGAAUCAUGGCUGGCAAUUGCUAUCAAUACAUCGAGGUUUUUCUUGGGGGUGCUAGGAUUGGGUGUCCUGCUGUUGUAUUGAACAAUACAUAUACACCCAGUGAGCUUCAGAAUGCCACGAGCAGGAGUGCCUGCAAGCUUGUUUUUAUCGCGUCAACGAUUGGUAGCCGGGAUUUGUCUGGCCAUAUCAAAGCCCUGGUCGGCAGUUCUUCACAAAAAUCCAUGCUACCGGAGCUGCGGCGAGUGGUCUACCUUGGAAAUGGUGCUCUCGAGCAAGGUGGUGUUGAGAUGCAGUCCUAUAGCACAUUCACCUCCAACGGACAUUCCGUCUUUAUGAAUGAUCGUGUCCUCAAGCGAGCGGAGAAUGGGGUCACUCCAGAAGAUGUUCUCAACUUACAAUUCACUUCUGGUACCACCGGUUCUCCCAAAGCGGCCAUGUUGACGUCUAACAACCUGCUAAACGAUGCUCGCUUCGUGGGCGAUGCUAUGGCACUCACUCCGGAAGACGUGAUAUGCUGCCCACCACCUCUGUUCCACUGCUUCGGCCUGGUCCUCGGAUUCCUCGCAUCAUUCACCCAUGGAAGUUCCAUUGUCUUUCCAUCAGACUUCUUCGAUGUAAAGCGCGUCGUCGACGCUAUCGUCGAUGAAGAUGCUACAGUCCUUCUAGGUGUUCCAACAAUGUAUGUCUCUGAACUAGAAGUCAUGGCGAAAACCGGCCAACGACCACGCCGACUACGCACCGGGUUAGCCUCUGGAUCAGCCGUAUCACAAGGUCUGAUGAAUGAGUUGCGGGCCAAGAUGGGUGUGGAGAAAAUGCUGAUUGCGUAUGGAAUGACUGAAACAAGUCCUGUUACGUUUAUUACUUCGCUGGAGGAUUCGGAUGAGAAGGGGACUACGACUGUGGGGAGAGUCAUUCCGCAUACGGCGGCGAAGGUUAUCGGAAAGGAUGGAAGGGUUUUGCGAAGGGGUGAGAGGGGGGAACUUUGCACAAGUGGGUUUGCGUUGCAGAAGGGGUAUUUGGGUAAUGAGGCGAAGACAAGGGAAGUGAUGAGGAGGGAUGAAGAUGGGGUGUUGUGGAUGCACACUGGAGAUGAGGCGUUGUUGGAUAAGGAUGGGUACGCGCAGAUUACGGGUCGGAUUAAGGAUAUUAUUAUUCGGGGAGGGGAGAAUAUCUUCCCACGAGAAAUUGAGGAACGCAUUAUGCUGCACCCCGCAAUUAGUGAAGCAAGCGUUGUGGGUAUCAAAGAUGAGCGAUACGGUGAAGUUGUGGGAUGUUUCCUGAAAGGGGUCGAAAGAGCUUCUAGAGUCUCGGACUUAGAGGUGAAACAAUGGGUCGGGCAACAGAUGGGCCGUCAUAAGACGCCGCAGUACAUAUUUUGGAUUGGCGAUGCUGGAGUUGGAGAUGACUUUCCCAAGACAGGAAGUGGAAAGCACCAGAAGCACAUUCUCCGGGAUAUUGGGAACAAGUUGAUUGGGCUUGGUAGAGUCAAGGCAAAGCUAUAG